Artibeus jamaicensis (Jamaican fruit-eating bat) is the source of this 5816-nucleotide messenger RNA. It is a transcript of the gene SLC9A3, whose product is annotated as solute carrier family 9 member A3. Gene Ontology annotation, biological process: regulation of pH; sodium ion transport; proton transmembrane transport. Lineage: Eukaryota; Metazoa; Chordata; Mammalia; Chiroptera; Phyllostomidae. The record is from RefSeq and is a predicted model, not a curated record. The transcript has 17 exons. Gene Ontology annotation, cellular component: brush border membrane; apical plasma membrane. Bases 169 to 2679 code for a protein of 836 amino acids. Gene Ontology annotation, molecular function: sodium:proton antiporter activity.
GCGGGGACUAGGGCAACAGCCCGUACCCUGAGCGCUCCAGGCUCCACGCCGCCCCUCGCGAGUCCCGCCGGCUGGUGUGUCCAGCUGCCGAGGCACAGCUCGUCCAGCUGAGCGCAGCCAGAUUCACACGACAUGAGCGUCCGGACAGGGCUCUGAGCGGUGGCUACGAUGUCGCGGCGCGGGGCCCUUGGCCCGGGCUGGAGGCUUCUACUGGCGCUGCUGCUGGCGCUGGGCGAGCUGCCACCUGCGCGGGGCGUCGAGGAGGAGCCUGCUGUCGAACAGGACGAAAGCCAGGGCUUCCAGGUGGUCACCUUCAAAUGGCACCACGUCCAGGACCCGUACAUCAUCGCGCUUUGGAUCCUCGUGGCCAGCGUGGCCAAGAUCGGCUUCCACCUGUCCCACAAGGUCACCAGCGUGGUCCCUGAGAGUGCACUGCUCAUCGUGCUGGGCCUCGUGCUGGGCGGCAUCGUCUGGGCAGCCGACCACAUUGCAUCCUUCACGCUCACGCCCACCGUCUUCUUCUUCUACCUGCUGCCACCCAUCGUGCUGGACGCCGGCUACUUCAUGCCCAACCGGCUCUUCUUCGGCAACCUGGGCACCAUCCUGCUAUAUGCUGUCAUUGGCACCGUGUGGAACGCGGCCACCACUGGCCUUUCUCUCUACGGCGUCUUCCUGAGCGGCCUGAUGGGACACCUGGAGAUUGGGCUGUUGGAUUUCCUCCUGUUCGGCAGCCUGAUCGCUGCCGUGGACCCAGUGGCCGUCCUGGCGGUGUUUGAGGAGGUUCAUGUCAACGAGGUCCUGUUCAUCAUUGUCUUUGGGGAGUCACUGCUGAAUGAUGCUGUCACCGUGGUCCUGUACAACGUGUUUGAAUCUUUCGUGAACCUGGGUGGUGACAAGGUGACUGGCGUGGAUUGCUUGAAAGGCAUAGUGUCCUUCUUCGUGGUGAGCCUGGGGGGCACGCUGGUGGGGGUCUUGUUCGCCUUCCUGCUCUCACUCGUGACCCGCUUCACCAAACACGUGCGCAUCAUCGAGCCCGGCUUUGUGUUCGUCAUCUCCUACCUGUCCUACCUCACCUCCGAGAUGCUGUCCCUGUCGGCCAUCCUGGCCAUCACCUUCUGCGGCAUCUGCUGUCAGAAGUACGUGAAGGCCAACAUCUCGGAGCAGUCCUCUACCACCGUGCGCUACACCAUGAAGAUGCUGGCGAGCGGGGCCGAGACCAUCAUCUUCAUGUUUCUGGGCAUCUCGGCAGUGGACCCCCAGAUCUGGAGGUGGAACACAGCCUUCGUGCUGCUGACACUGGUCUUCAUCUCUGUGUACCGAGCCAUUGGUGUUGUGCUGCAGACCUGGAUCCUGAACCGGUACCGCAUGGUGCAGCUGGAGAUCAUAGACCAGGUGGUCAUGUGCUACGGUGGCCUGCGUGGGGCUGUGGCUUUUGCCCUGGUGGUCCUUCUGGAUGAGGACAAGGUCAAGGAGAAGAAACUGUUCGUCAGCACCACCAUCAUCGUCAUCUACUUCACUGUCAUCUUCCAGGGCCUGACCAUCAAGCCCCUGGUGCAGUGGCUGAAGGUGAAGAGGAGUGAACACCAUGAGCCCAAACUCAAUGAGAAGCUGCAUGGCCGGGCUUUCGACCACAUCCUCUCGGCCAUCGAGGACAUAUCAGGGCAAAUCGGACACAAUUAUCUCAGAGACAAGUGGUCCAAUUUUGAUAGGAAAUUCCUCAGCAAAAUCCUUAUGAGGAGGUCAGCCCAAAAGUCAAGAGAUCGAAUUCUUAAUGUUUUCCAUGAGCUCAACCUGAAGGACGCCAUCAGCUAUGUGACUGAGGGAGAGCGCCGCGGGUCCCUGGCCUUCAUCCGCUCCCCCAGCACUGACAACGUGGUCAACGUCAACUUCAGCACACCACGCCCGUCCACUGUGGAGGCCUCCGUCUCCUACCUGCUGAGGGAAAACGUUAGUGCCGUGUGCCUGGACAUGCAGUCCCUGGAGCAGAGGAGGAGGAGCAUCCGCGACACAGAGGACAUGGUCACCCACCACACGCUGCAGCAGUACCUGUACAAGCCCCGGCAGGAGUACAAACAUCUCUACAGUCGACACGAGCUAACUCCAGAGGAAGACGAGAAGCAGGACAAGGAGAUCUUCCACAGGACCAUGCGGAAGCGCCUGGAGUCCUUCAAGUCAGCCAAGCUGGGCAUCAACCAGAACAAGAAGGCGGCCAAACAGUACAAGCGAGAGCGCGCUCAGAAACGGAGAAACAGCAGCAUUCCCAAUGGCAAACUGCCCAUGGAGAGCUCCAUACAAAAUUUCACCAUUAAGGAAAAAGAUUUGGAACUUUCAGACCCGGAGGAGACCCCCAACUACGAUGCUGAAGACAUGAGUGGAGGGAUUGAGUUCCUGGCGAAUGUCACAAGGGAUACAGCGACAGACUCCCCCUCGGGAAUUGACAACCCUGUGUUUUCCCUGGAUGAGGACCCGAACAUCCUGACCAGGGUGCCACCCUGGCAGUCUCCCGGGGAGACAGUGGUGCCCUCCCAGAGGGCCCGAGUGCAGAUCCCCCAAUCUCCGGGCAACUUCCACCGCCUGGCUCCCUUCCGCCUCAGCAGCAAGUCUGUGGACUCCUUCCUGAUGGCCGAAGGCCCCAAGGAGCAGCCCCACACCACUCUGCCUGAUUCCACGCACAUGUGACACGGGCUCUGACGCGCCGCUGACGGGACGCACGUCCCCGCGCGAGGUACUGCCCGCCGCUGAGAUGCCUCCGCGCCUGCUCGCCCCACCCCUGCCCAACCCGGCCCCGGCAAUUGCGCCUCCGGCCCAGCCCACCGCCCAGAACCCGGCUUCCGCUGCACCUCGGGACCUCGAACUGGGGGCGGGCCCUUUGUCGGAGGUGGGGUCUGCUUUAGAAGAAGGGCCUACGCAGGGGGCGGGACUGGAGCGCCGGGGGCUGCCAGGCGCGCACGCGCGGUCGGCGGCGGCACGCCGCGUGCACAGCCGGCGCUCGUUCCAGCGGCCCCGCGCUCGCCGCCGGCCGGCGCUGCUCAAGCUGGCGUCCCUGCAACCGUCGUUCCACGCGCCGCCGCAUGCACUGGAGCAAGAGGAGACGCCCCUGUGACGGACGCGACCUCCCAGGUGUCCCCUCCAUGGCCUCGACCCCGCGGUCUUCCCGUCGAGGCUUGGAGCAGCCUUGGGUGCCACUCCCCACCUCAUCCAAAGUCUGGGUGUGGGAUCAAUAGCAGGAGGACCAAAUGUCUGCAAGGCCUGAACCUCGAAAUUCCGUGGCGCCACCUGCAGAGUGCAGGGGAGCCCCUGUGGAACAAGAAGUGGACAGUGGCCAAGCCUCCAGUUUCUGGGAGAUAUGGACAGGUGCCCUUGUAAGGAGAGUGCCUCGUGGGUCCUUCUGUACACCUGUCCUGGUUUUGAACUGAGUUGGCACUUAGUACUGUUCCCACUGUCACUCCUGACUCAGGGACUGGAAGGGCCCUUGGACUCCAGAGUCCAGCCUCUGUGUUUGAGUUCUUGUCACUUUUAAUAUCCCUUCUCGCUCUCAUCAGCACUGUCAGGGAAACUGAGACCCAAGAAAAAUGAUAUUUUCCCACAUGGCAGCAACCUGACUUCAGGCCCAGGCUGGCCUCUCUCAGGGCCCCAGGAGAUCAGAAGCCCCGGUCCCAGGAGCAAUUCACAGGCCAAGGGGUUGGGGUGUGGUCAUCCAAGACCUGGGUGAUACCAUGCCCACUAACCAGUUCUGUGAACCACCUACCACCUCAUGGACUCAGUACAAUUGCAGAAACAUCUGUGUUCAUUCAUCCUUUUUGUGUUGAGACUUCUAAAGCCCAGCACCUGUCUGCUCUCAGUGCGGCGGCCUCUGAGUACCAGGUGCUGCCCUGUACUAAAACACCUGCUCUCUGGCCCAAGCUGCCCCACCCGACACUGGCAGAUAGCCCAGGCUGGGUUAGAGUUUGUACUGGCUGCAUGGGUGUCUCCCACAGCUGCAGCUAAGCCAGUGGGGCCUUCAUUUCUAAACAACUCUUGUUUAGAAAUACAGCCAGUCCUUAGGUGGACCUGGGCCCUCCUGACCAAGCAGAGGAAAGCUGGUGGAAGGUGUGCUGUUGGGAGCUGCUUUUUUAUGGAGGACUAAGGGGUCUUGGAACAGGGCCCAGACCCUGGUAAGACCCCUGGCCCUAUACUGAGGACGUAGCACAGAUGGCCUGUUACCUCCUCCAGGGUAUCAGAGAUGAGCCCUUAGAGCUCCCCCAUUCCCACCAAGACCACUGUCCAGCUAUCCUGCGGGGAGCGGUUGGCGAGGGACCUGCUAACUUAGCAGUUGCUGAGUUGGCCCUCAUCUGCCCGCCCAUUCCUCAGAGGUAAGGUUUUGUGUGAAGUUGAGGUAGUGAAGGAUUAAAGGGACAGUGGACUUCAGGACACUCCUAGAGGCUUUUCUAAAGAAGCCAGGCUCUGCUCUGCUCAGGAAAGGAGACUUCAUGCUGUGCUCAAGUUGUCACAGCCUCCACGGGUGAGGAUCACGAGCAGUUGAUAGUGUUUUCAUGGUGCACAUUGAGUCCCUGAUGGAAAAGUCUCUGCAAUUUGCUGUUUGUAGCUUUGCUAUUGAGAAAAGCAAGUGACAGCAAAAGGAACAUUCAGUGUGGUGUUUGUUCACCGACACAGAGGAGGCUCUGCAUCCAGAGGGAGCAGAGCUACUCACUAUUUGAAUAAUUAGCUCAGCCAUCACAAAUAAAGGAGAGCUGAUUUUCAGUAGUUGCUCUCCACACUUUGCAACCACUUUAAUCAACUCUGAGAGCACAAGACUCAGCCACAAUCCACACAACCAAACCUGUCCAUUAGUGACCUCAGGCCAGCCAUUGCUGAGCCACAGCCACCAACAGCAACUUGAGGAAGGUGAUGCUCUGUCCACUCCCCUGCAGUAGUGGUUCAUCCAGAACAGGCUGGGUCCAGGAGCAGGGGGUCGUCCGGGGUCCACAGCCUAGUCAGUCUGGCCCCUCCAGCGCCUUAACAACUAACUCCCCUGGACCACUGGACCCAGAUCCAAUUUCAGGCUGCAGGGCCAGAGGCUGAGUCUGGUAAAGCAGCUCAGGGGCAGUGGCUGGACACCCUACUCACCCCACUUGACGCUAAACUUCCCAGUGGUGAAUCCAUUUGGCAAACAUCUCCCGGGCAAACCCUUCGGCCCUAUUUCUGGGGUAGGUGGGCAGACGUUUGCUGAACUGCACAAUCUAAGCACAGCCAUAAUGGAACCGAAGUUCCAGACAUGCGACCUCACAGAACCCCAAGCCCCACAUUUCAGUGACCGAGAGACAACUCCACCCGUGACACAGUGUUACAGACCCCCGUACUGUGGAUACAUUUCACAAGUGAGAAUCCUAGCUGUUCUCGUCACUGUAAAACAGAAUGUAAACAAUGUCUUAUGAAUGUAUUUCCUUAGGAAAACUGUUGUAAAAUUUUUUAUUAGGAAAGAAUUCCUAUUUAUUUAAUACUGAACUUUGGCCUACUUUGUGGUAGAUGAUAAAGCACACUGAUUUAGGAGUCAGUUUCUCACUUCUUAAAAAUAAUUUUGUUGCAGAGCUCAUGUACUGUACACUGCUGAUCUAUUGUGAAAGGAGAUUUUUAAAGCAAGAAUUUCAUUGAAGUGUAUUAUAAUGAGUGGUGAAAUUGUGAAUUUUGUGCAAAUGAUCUUAGCCGGACUUUAUGUAACCCUAAUCACAAUCAAUGUGCCUUACAGGGCCCCCCAAUGUGCUGGUGGCGGUGUCCAGGCAGGGGGCCCAUCGUAGACCCUGCCACAACGGCCUGAUCAAGUCUAUUAAAAGCAUUUC